Temnothorax curvispinosus is the source of this 11727-nucleotide messenger RNA. RefSeq names its product protein lava lamp-like. The record is from RefSeq and is a predicted model, not a curated record. NCBI's taxonomy places the organism in Eukaryota, Metazoa, Arthropoda, Insecta, Hymenoptera, Formicidae. The transcript has 11 exons. Bases 258 to 10907 code for a protein of 3549 amino acids.
GUGGGAAUCUGGGGGAACAUGGCACGACGACGAUGAUGUCGGGUCGGUCUCGUCGCGGUUUCGCCACGUAGAAUUUCGGCGCUCGGUGUAUCGAGACAUAUCCGCCGACCGUUCCUCGCCGUGGUAUGCGCGUGGUCUGACGUGCCGUCAUUCGCAGCGCCGUGGGACCGGCGCGAUCGGCGACGGAGCGACCCUAAUUAUGAGCGGCGACGCGUUACCGUCCUGACAGUUCGCGCGACGCCAAACAGAAGUGCAUAAUGUGGAGCGCGUCUGAGGAAUCAUCAGGCGCGAUGGAAGGCGGCCCUCCUGAGGCUGUGGUACACACGAAGGAGACCUGCGAGCAGAAUAAAAAUCAAUUAGAAUCCCUCAAGGAAAUUAUGAUGAGGAAUCAACAAAGUUUAAAGAGAAAAGAGGAGGAGGUUCAGGAAUAUGCACGAAGAUUGUCAAAGAUCAAAUCCAGAGCCAAGUUAUCACGUCGUAGUAAAGAAGGAGCUUCGUCAUCUAAAGACACAAUGCAUUCACAUAAGACUGAAUCUGCGGCACAGGAUGUAACAGAUGAUGCAAUUGAUGACAUUAGUCAAGCAAAAACCCCAAAAGCAAAGUCUUCUUUACUUCAACGAAAAUUGGCGGAAAAUAGGAAAGUGUUCGAGCAACGUAGCAAAGAAUUGACAGAAACGAAACGAGCAGUGGAGGAGAAAGUGGAAGCUAUCAGGCAACAAUUGGACGAAACUGAUUUAGCAGCAGCAGAACACAAGGAUCAACUGGCUAUCACACCAAUUAGGCCUCUUGUCGUCACUUCGGAUGUGAUGGCGCCAAUUCAAAUUCAAAACAUUCAAGAAAAGGAAAAAAAGAUCACGGAAUUAAAUAGCAAAAUCGUUGAGCUGGAGGCUACUAUCCUGGAUCUUCAAGAAAAUUUAAACGAGAAGGAUUCUGUUAUUGAAUCCAAAACGAAAGCGGUUACUCUUAUGUCCGCAGACCUCUCCAAGAAGGGUAAAACGACAUUGGACACCCUCGAAGAUACGAAAGACGAAAUGCGAACGAUGCAAGAAAAUUUUAUCUUGAUCGAAAUGUCUCUGAAAAAUAAAAAUGCCAGUCUAUUGGAACAGCUACAGGAACGAGAUAACAGGAUAUCAGAAUUGGAGCACACAGUCAAUAGAUUUGAAGAGCAACUCAAAGAACAGAAAAUGGCUGAAUCAGCAAGUGCGGAUUUCUCGCGUUCCACUAUGGACACUUUAGCAGAAACUAAAGACGCGAUGAAAUCAAUGCAGGAAAAUUUUGUUCUCGUCGAAUCAUCAUUGAAGUUGAAGAACGACAAUCUUCUUCAACAGUUGGAAGAGUACGAAACAAAAUUGGCAGAAGCCAAAGAGAGAAUAUUUCAAUUAGAGUCUGGUGCCGGUAUAGUGACAACUCCCGCAGUCGAAGAUUUACAAUUUAGAAUAGAGAAGUUGGAGCAAAAUAAUCGACAGCUUCUAGAUGAGAAAUAUGAAUUACAAAAAAAUAUUGCCGAAUUGCAGAAUAAGGUUAUUGACAGUAAAUCAGUUCAUAGUAAUGAUGCAAUCGUCGAGAAAGACAAUAGAAUAGCAGAACUCGAAAAUUUGAUAGAGGAACUUAAACAAUCAAAUAAAUUGCUAGAAGAAGAGUCGAAGACUGAGCUGCAGAAGCAAGUAGCUGAAUUGUCGUCCAAGAACGAAGAGCAUUCCGCCAAGAUUACCGAUCUUGAGAAGCAAGUGCAUGAACUCGAAGCGGAGAAAAACGAUAUUGCAGCGAGAUUGUCAGCUGAGCAAGCGGUACCUAAAGAAGAUGUGGUAAUAAAAUUGACGAAGGAAUUGGAAGAUUUAAAUAAAAAUAUGAUCAAAUUAAAAGUCCAACACAGAAGUAAAGUAAAAAAUUUACAGAAGCAACUGGAAAACUUCAAAAUGGUAUCCGAUACGAAUGCAGAACUCGUUAGAUUGGGCAAUCAAGUGGCAUUAUUGGAGGAGGAGAAAGGUAACCUUCAGCUGAGUCUGGUAGACUUUGACGAGCUUAAAGCCUCAGCAGGAGAUUGGCAGGAACGUGUUGCUGACCUGGAAAGUAAGGUUUCAUCUCAGACAAAAGAGAUACAGAUGCAUAUUGAUGCAAUCGCCAUCUUAGAGAACCAAAAGUUAGAUUUAACGCAAGAACUGCACACGGUGAAGCAGGAGAUUUUAGCUUUAGAAGCUGAAAACGCGGAAUCGGAGAAUCUUAGAGUGACCGCAGAGAUGAAGGUUGUUGAGCUAGAGGAGCAAUUGGAAACGGCACACAAAGAACAGAAUCAGAAUAAACUCGAGAUCGAACAUCAGGAGCUUCUAAAAAAGCUCGAUGCUUUAACGCAGGAAAAUUCAGAAUUAUACAGCAAGUUAAACAAAAUGGAGGAGAAGGGUGCUUCGGAUACUGGUUCGACGGAAUCUUUUGAAGCCAUUCAAAUGAAUGAUAGAAACGAUUUGUUGAAAAAAAUGGAGGAUUUAGAGCAGAAAAAUAAUGAAUUAACACUCAAGUUAUCGAAAUUGGAGGAGAAGGAUGGCUCACACGCUGGUUCUACAGAAUCUUUCGAAACUAUAAAUGAUACAGAUCGUAGCGAAUUGAUGAAGAAGAUUGAGCAAUUGACGCAGGAGAACAGCGAUUUAACCAUGAAGUUGAGUAGGAUCGAAGAGAAGGGAUCGUCCGACACGGGUUCUACGGAAUCCUUCGAGCGUAUCCCGGAGCACAAUGAUAGCCCGACAAAAAUCGAACUGCUUACUCAAGAAAAUAGCGAACUUGUUAUCAAACUAACGAAACUGGAAGAGCGAUUGAACCAAAUAGAAAGCAGCGCUCAAUUGGACGUCUCUAAGCUUGAUCAUAGUUUAGGGAUACUUAAAGAUGAUAGUAGCUUGCGAUUACAGAUUGAGACGCUCACCCAAGGAAAUGAUAAUUUGACGGGAGAGAUUUCUCAAUAUAAAUCGCAGAUAGAAUAUCUCGUGGAGGAAAACAACAGAUUACAAGAUCGUAUAGAAGUGUUAACUGCGGAAAAUACUGAGUUGGUUAUAAAUCGCACGAAAUUGGAGGAACGUCUUCAAGUCGAGACGUCUCGUACUUCUCAAAUGUCAAUUCAAAUGAUAGAAUCUGCUGAUCAAAUUAAUGCCUUAAUAGAGAGGCAACAUAUUCUUGAAAAAGAGUUGGCACAAUUGCGAAAAACUUCGAUUGAACAUUCGGUUAACGUAACAUCAUGCGAGACUGAUGAUGCAAAAUCUAAACUCGCGACAUUGGAGAAAGAAAAUGCGCAGAUGACAAUGACAAUUGCACAGCUCGAAGAGCGUAUCAAUAGCCAAAGAGAAGACCUAAUUAAAAUUACUAGAGAGAAAGAAGAGCUGGAUCUAAAGCUGGAACACAUGACCUCCGAUGAUUCUUUCAAAGAAAGGUUGGAGCUCAUUGACAAGUUAGAGAAAUUGAAUCAAGAGAAGGAGAACGUUGCUCACGAGAGACAGGAGUUGCACGAGCAAAUUAGCAUUCUCUUACAGAAAUCGUCCGAUGAAAUUUCAGAGAGGCGAAAGGCGGAGGAGGUUGCUUGUCAGGAAUCGCAAACUGUAAUUAUAGCAUCCUUAGAAAAGGAAUUGGAGAACAGUAAGGUAUUAAUUGCGGAGUACAAAAAUCAGAUAGAGGAGGUGAACAUGAAACUGGAAAGUAUGGAGGCAGAAUUGCAGAAGAAAACUAAACAGUUACUAGAGUACGAAGCAUCGGGCGCAAAACUGGAGAGUCUGGAACGUGAAUUAAAAGACAUGUUUGUUACCGCAGAAGAAUGGAAAUUCAAGUAUGAUGACAUGCAGGAAAAGAUGCAAGCGUUGGAGCAAGCGAAAGCGUCGAUAGAAGAAGCUUUUAAGACAUUGGAGAAUGGCAACAAAGAACUGUUAGAAGUGAUAAAAGAGAAAGAUGCGGCGACUGAUACUUUACAGGAGCAUCUUCAAGAUACUAUAGGCUCCCUUGAAACGAGAUUACAAGAUGAAAUGACGAAUGUAACGGCGAAAGAACAUGAAAUUACGGAUUUGAAAGCCGAAAUUGAAAAGAGAGAUCAAGAAUUGCACACCAAAUAUGCGCAGUUGCAAAAUGGAAUGAUUACUAUAGAUGGUUUGCAGGAUGAAUUGAAUAAUUAUUCGAUUAAGCUUAAGGAAAACGAGGCUGCUUUAUCGUCGUCAUUAGGAGAGAUUGAGAGACUCAAUGAUACAAUAAAGGAGAAAGAAGAGGAAGUUUAUGCUUUACAAGAUAAUAUUAGCAAAAUUACUGAAGCGUUAGAGCGAUCUAAGCCUAUAGCAGAAUUUAAGGAAAUGGUAGAGGAUUUGCGAGAUAAAGAAACAAGUUACAUUGAAUUACAGAAUAAAUAUGAAGAAGCCUUAAAAGAAAACAAUGAGUUAUUGCAAAAAAUUGAGGAUAUGUCGAAGCGUGACGAGAACGUUAAAAAUGAAUUAAUUAAGAAAGAACAGGAGAUCGAUGGUUUGCUUACAGCUAAGGAGGAUUUGGACGCACAAAUUGAAAAAGUUAAAAGCGAUAAGGCUAAAGCUGAAAACCAAAUGUGGGAACUGCAAGCGAUUUUGGAUGAUCAAACUACAUACGCUGAGAAAGUGCAAUCGGAGUUGACAAACGAAUACAAGCAAGUAGAACGGCUUAAAACUAAGCAUAUGGAGGAUAUAGCGAUGCUGAAUCGAAGAUUAGAAGACGUUAUCGAGGAAUUAGUCGAAAAAACGCAGGAAAACGACGCUAUGAAAGCUGAGUUAGAACAGAAGGAGUUGCUCGGUAAAAAUGUCACAGAAGAGACGAAGACCAUCUUGGAGAGCAAAGUCGCAGACUUGGAACAGAAACUUUUAGAAUCAGAGACUAAGCUGCAGACGCAGUCCGAAAAGAUGAAGAAGAUUGUGGCGACGUUUAACAAAAAGAAGAUAGCGUGUCAAGAACUUGAAGCGCGUGUCGCUGAAUUGGAGGAGAAAUGGACGACGGAGAAAGAUGAGAAGGAAGUUAAAAACAAGCAGAUACAAGAGGUAGAGAUUUCCAUGCGGGAAAAGGACAACAAGAUCCAUGAUUUGGAAGAGAAGUUGCUGCAGGCAAAGAAUAACACUGCCGAGAUUCUUGCAAAUUCAGAGAAAUUUGAGAAGGAAUCGAUCAGUUUGAAAGAGAAAAUGACGGUGUUAAUGGAGCACGUUGCGGAGAUGGACGAGGAGAUCGAAAAGCAGCGUGCGGAGAUAGAACGCAUCUCUCUCGAGGUGAUGACGGAGAAAACAGCGAAGGAGAACAUUGCCAAGGAGUAUGAGUUUUACAAACAAACUGCGAGCCAGGAGGACGAACAGAAACAGACAAUUCUGGACGAGGUGAAGGAGCAAGCGCGAGAAUUGAGCGUGCGCAUGCAAGUAAUGGAAACUGAAUAUGUGGAACAGCUUGCCACAAUAAAGAACCUGAAGGCGGAGAAUGGCCUCUUGUUGUCCAAACAAACGCAGAUCGACGAGAAAUUGGAAAAUGCUGAGAAAAAAUCAGAAGAGCGUCGUGUAUUAAUUGAACAGUUGCAGAAAGAGAUUGCUACCAUGGCGUCUAUGGCGGUAACUGCACAGAUUCCGGAGCAGAGUGAACUGAGAGAAGAUGACACGCAGAUCACGCAGCAUUGCGAUCAUUCCGAACAAUGUCAGAAUUUGGUGCAAGCGUUAGAAGCGCGUUUACAAGAACGCCAGGCGGAAAUUGAAAAUCUGAACAAUGAAUUGGCCAAUUCGUACGGCAAUAUUGUGUUACUUCACGAUGAGUCUCAGAGGUACAACGAUAUGAUGAUGCAAACUGCUCAGGAGCGCUUCAAUCAGUCACUUAUGGACCAAACGAAUACAUUGCAACAGGAGAUACAUUCUUUGAAAACAGAAAAAGCUGUGAGCGAUCGGAGAGUGUCGGAAUUAGAGGCUGAGUUGAACGAGUACAAAAAUAAGAACGCGGAAUGCAAAGUUGAAAUUCCUGAAGAAGUCGAAACUCCUAUUACCGAAGAUCAGCAACAGCAGAGGCAGGAUGAUGCUUCACAAUUGCUCGAUUCUCGAGCGAUACAUCUCUUACUCAAUAAUAUAGAAGAAGAGAAAUUGCGUGUCCAAGAGUUACAGGAUCAAUUUGAAGAUUCGCAAAGUAAAUUGAAACAGACGGAGAAUCUUCUUUCUGAAAAGAACGCACAGGUGGAUUCAUUGAAUGCGGAAUUAGAUAAUGUAAUUCGUCAGAUGAAUGAUUUGAAAAUGUUACAGGAACAAUAUCCUACAGCUGACGUAGAGUCACAAAGAUUACAGCCACUUGUGACCGACAAAAGCACGCAGAUAGAUUUACUGAUUACCGAAUUGAAUACCGUAAAUCAAGAAAUGAGUUCGCAAUUGCAGCAACAUGCGGAUGUAGAAGCCAGUCUGCGAACAGAAAUCUCACUUAAGGACACAGAAAUCGCUGCGAUAAGAUCAGAGCUGACUUCCAUGAGAGAGACUGUAGAAGCAUUAACAACGGCACGAGAUCAGCAAAUCGAAUCGUACAAACUUCAGAUUAAUAAUCUGGAAAGAGAAGCGAGGAAUGCUAGUGACAAUGAUUUAAUACAAGAAUGGGAACAACGUAUCUCUGCAACCACUGCAGAAAGAGACUUGCUACAAUUGCAAGUGAACGACUUGAUGCGAUCCCUGGACGAAUUGAGGGAAUCCCUUGCGAGUUCUCAGCGUAAUCUACAGAUUGAAUUAGAGAACGUUUUGCGGGAGAGAGAUCAAGCGCAGAUACUCAUCGCAAAUCUUACGCAAGCUUUGGACGAUUCGAAACAGAAUAUCCAGGAAUCGAAGACGCACGGAGACAGCUCGAAGGAGCCUACUUCCGUGGAAAAAUCGAUCGUUGGACAAGAAUUAGAACAAAUUCCUACGACUGUCGACGAAUCAAUUAGGCAACAUGAACAAUCGGCACAAACUUCUAUCGAAAAGGAAGCACGGCAAGAGAUUCAAUUCGACAUCGGUUCCGGUUGGGACAAUAGUUCUGAAAACCUUAAUAUCGAUGAAGAACCUUGGGGUUGGAAUGCGGAGAACGUCCAAUCGGCUGUCAGCAGUCAACAUCUCAGCACGAUGACAUUGAGCGCUGAAAUGCAAUUACGUGCGAAAGUAGAAGAUUUGCAAAAUAGAGUCGAAGAUCUAGAAGCGCAGAACGCUAGGAUCGCCGAGGAGAACAAAGCGGCGCAAGUGAAGAGUGGUAAAUUGGUAAAGAAAUUGAAAGAGUACAAAGUGCAGAUAGAGGGCUUGCAGCAACAAUUGAAGAUGCAGAAGCAGACUGACAGCUUUUUUGACUUGGAUACGGCAAUCGAGGAGGAGCUGAAGGCGCAAAUCGCCAAUUUGGAAAAAGCUCUUAAUGAAAUUAAGGAGGAAAAGAAGAAUAUCAUUGCUGAGAAGGAGGUUUUACUGAAACGACUUGACGUGGUAGUAUCGGCUAACGAGAGAUAUAUGGAAAUGAAAGAGAGACAGGACAUGGAAGUUGAGGUAUUGCGCAUUCAGAAUAAGGAACUAGGUAACAAGGUACAAUCUUUAGAAUGGCGGUUACAGGAAAAUGCGACUGGUAUAGAAGAUAUUACCUCUUCGCAGCGUGAAGAUCAAAGUGAUCCGGCAUUUUAUGAAAUCGAUAAAUCUAUCGCACAUAGUCAGCCCCAGAAAAGAUCAGUGGAACCUAGUGAUGACUUUGAACUGAUAUCGAAAAAAUACAAAGAGGAAAUAGACGAUUUGAAGGAUGAGUUAGAAGCGCUUGCUGUUGAAAACGAGCAACUGCAGCACAUUUUAGAAGAACGAAAAACGACGAUAAAUGAGCCAAAAUAUAACAAUGAUGAGCUUAUGGAGAAAUUAGACUCUUUGAACAACCAAAAUGCGCAGCUUCAGAGCACUUUAAAUAAAAGUAAGGAAGAAUAUGAUGUUCUCAGGAGACAAUAUGAGCAAAGUCUAAUAGACGCGAAUGAUCAAGUGACAGCAAUGCGGCAGAACAGCGAUUUCCUCAAGACUGAAUUUGCGGAGAAGGUAGGAAGAUUAGAAACGGAGGUAGACCAGCUACAGAGAGCUUUGGAAGAGAAAAAAGUUCUAGAAGACAACGCUCUGAUCAGCUCGGAGGAAAAGCGUUCGGCCGUCAAUAUAUCUCUGAUGGAAGUUACGGAGCUGCUUAACGCCAGAGUCCAAGAAGUCGCCGAUUUGAAGCAAGAGCUUCAAGCUCAAUACGUGGGAAGACAGCAAGCUGAAGCGGCGUUACAAUUGGAAAUACAAAACUUGACUAAAGAGCUAGACGAGAGGAAACAAGAUCUAGAAACUUUGAAGCAAGCGUUCAGCGACAAGGAGCACGAGCUGGCACAGCAAAGGAGUGUGGAGACCGUAAAUACUAUCGUUAGUGAGGCUACUCAAGAAUUGGUCCAGAAGCACGCGAUUGAGAUCGAAGGAAAGGAUAAGGAAUUACGUGAUUUAACGGAGAAGCUGACCGUAUUGCAAUCGGCGGUCGAUGAAUACACCUUGAAGCUGCGAGAUUGCGCGACUAAAUUGGAGACGCAACAGCAACAAAUUGCAUAUUUGAAGGAGGAUUUAACAGAGCGAAAUUCAAUAAUAGGAACCACUCAAAGCGAUAUGAAUUUAAUGAACGAAAAAUUGCGAGAAAAACAACAGGAAUUGAUACAAUACGAGGAAGAGAAGACAAAUCUCGCGGCAGAGGUGGAUAGAUGCUUAACGGAUAUCCAACGUUUGCAGAAUCGACUGAACGCCACGGAAGCAACUACGGAGGUUGACCUGCAAGAAUGCAGGUCACGUAUUCACGGCUUGGAGCAAGAAGUUCAAGCUCUAAAGUCGGACAGAGAAUCGAUCUUACUGCAAUACGAUCAGGAGACGGAAAUGUAUCAGGCUCAACUGGAAAGUAACAAGGAGCAAAUUAAUGCUUUGAAACAUGAUUUGCGAGAAAAAACCGAACAAUUGCAUUACGUGAGCACGCAAUUAUGCGCUAAGGAGAACGAUUUGGAAAGAAUCAAGGCCAUGAUGAACGAUAAGGAUUCCUUAUUGGAGAUCACGAAUCGGGAACUGAAUGAAAAACGAGCCGAACUGGAGAGAUUGCGUAACGAGCAGAAUUCCCAGGUAAUCGACGAUUUUUCGAUCUCCAGAAUGAGCCGUGACGACGACGCGGAGCUGCAAAGCACUAUAAACGAACUGAGGGCGCAGAUGGAGGCUAAGCAGCAAGAACUGGAGCACCUGAAAUACGUUUUGAGCGAGAACACUUAUCCUACGAUCAUCCAGCAGAUGCAAGAUAGAAUCAAUUGUCUGUAUAAUGAGAAAGCUACGCUGGAGGGUUCCUUGCAGGCAACUACAGAAAGCUUGACGGAGAAACAGCAGCAGGUAAAUCUUUUGACGCAACGCGUCAACGAGCAAAAUCAGGAGCACGUUUCUAAGGAGGAAGCUAGUUUGCUGUCUAGAGACCGAAGAUCUGUGCACGAUCAGGAGGAGAUCGUUAGAUUGCAGAACGAAUUGCACGCGCGGCAACAAGAGAUUAACGAAUUGAAGUACGUUAUAGCCGAGAAGGACUCGCAAUUGUGUCUCCAGGCCAGUAUGGAGCCGCAAUCGGACGACUUCGAGCUGCGUGAGACCGUGCAGAGAUUGAUGGGAGAAUUGUACGGCAAGGAGCAAGAAGUACAGACGUUAAAGUCGACUAUCGCGGAGCUGCAAGAGCAGAUUCUGCUUCUUAAAGAUCACGAGAGGCUCUCUAAAGAGAGCAGAAACGCGAUCGAGAGGCUGACUUCGGAAAAGGAGCAAAUCCGUAUCGAUGCUGAAGAAUUUCUGAACAGGGAACUGCAAAGGAAAGAAUCGGAGAUCGAUGAGAUAAAGCAACAAUUAUCGGAGGAGAAUCAGAAGUUACUGGCGGAGCUUCGAUUGAAGGACAGCGAUAUCGAGAAUCUGAAAGCGCAAUUCGAACAAUUAUGGACGACUGCGAAUGAUCGGGGCAGUAAGUUGCAACAGAAAGAAAACGAAUUAAUGCACACGAUCGACGAUCUGGCGGAGAAGGAGAGAAGACUGGCCGAGCUGAGCAUCACCAAAGACACCGAACUUUAUAACUUGAAAGUGCAGAUCGGUGAAAAAGAGGCGCGUAUAGACGAACUCUUGGCAUUGUCCGCGGAAGAGGAGAAACAAUUGAACGAGUUGAGACAAACGUUGGAGACUAGUGAGACAGAGGUGAACAGGCUGAAGGAAUUGCUGGUGCAAAAGGUUUCGGAACACGACUUGAUACAGCACGCCUUGAAGAGAGACAUGCCCGUUGCCGAAGUCGCACCGUCGAUGAGCUCGGAAACCGUUCAAACGGUCGACAAUAGGGAGACCGUUUCCAGCGAGUUGGAUCUCGCGCUGUAUAUGCUUCAUCAAAGAGAUGUCCGAUGCGAGGAGCUGACUCACGAACUGAUGCAGCUGCUUGAGGAGCGCGAUACGUUACAAUUGCGAUUAUCGAACGCGAUCCGGGUGAAUGAAGAACUCAGGAGAGUGGGUAGCGCCGAAGCAAGCCCAAUGAAAGACUCAUCGUCGACCUCUCAUGCGAUAACAGAACCUGUCGUGGAACAACCUUCGCCUUCAAGGUCCGAGGGACCAGUCGAGAUCGCGAAAGAAGCUAUCGACACUCCGAUCGAGGACAAAGAAGCUCUUGCUCUGAAAUUGUCGCAGUUACAUUCAGUCAGCCAUGCAAAGGAUGUACGAUUGAAGGACGAACGAGAAUUAAGGCAUACGCAACAAAUGUCAUUAUUAGCGCACAGAGACGUUUUAAACACGUUACCGCCCGAAGCAGCUGCAAGACUCGUCAACGCUAAUUAUACGCUCUCUCGAGAUGUUCAGAGCCAAUCGAGCGUUCUCUUGAAUUGGUUGUGGGGCAAGAGCACGCCAAGGGUGGUGCACAUGUGAUGAAUGAAUAGCGGGAAUGAAACGGCCAUCGCUUUUGCCUUCUGGAGACAUUCCUGCCAAGUGCCAACUGCCAAGACUUAUUCAUGCAGUUAACUAAUAUUGGAACGACCUGUCGUAUUUUUCAGACAUAAGUCACGUGCUGACACGGUUAUAAAGAAUAGUUUUGUGAGAGUAUUGUGAGCAUGGAAGAAUGUCAGAAACAGAUAUUUUUGAAACUACACAUACACAUGUACAGAAUGUAACUAGCGUAUUUUCCCGGAAAAGUCGCUCUCUCCUCUUCGAAAAAGAAGAGAACAUGAGGAGCAGACUUGUAUGUAUUAUAACGUUGUACAGCAGAUACGCAUGAAACUUAAGGUAAAAUCUGAAAUAUUAGAUAAUAUUUUGCCUUUUUUAUUCGGUGACUAAAUUAUUUAUAAUAAAGCAUAUGCAAUGAAACAUAUACCACAGGAUGUUGGAGUUCGAUCAUUGUGUUAUUGAAUAUAAACAUGUCUAUUGAAAAGUUGCCGUCUUAUUUUUUGUUAGUUUAUUAAUUUAAUAAUAUAUAUUUUGUAAAUUAUCCAUGAUUGUCUUCCGGCUUGAUACAGUUUAUAAUACCAUAUUAUUGUUAAUUAUACAUCGAAGAAAAGCCGUUCAAGACAAAUCACAGAUAAUGCAGAAGUAAUUCGUGAUAAUUGUAAAUUGUUCAAUCGUUCUAUUUCCAUAAAAUUUUGUACAAAGGAAGGGAAGCUUCAAUAAAUAAAUGAAAUUAACAGAAGAAUGCUUAAUUGUAUUAUGAAUUGUGAUACAAAGCAACUGUAAAAUGCUGUGUUUUAUAAUAUUC